CCUUCUCUCAAUUCAUUUCUGCCCACUUCCUCUUUCCUCCAAGUCUGUCGACAAUGGUGGCUGCAGGUCCAAUGUGCCAAUGCACAGUACUGGCGGUUCUUCGGAUUUCAUGGACCGAUGGCAACCCCGGAAGAUGGUUCUUCGGUUGCACCAAUUACAGGGGUGCAAAUGCAUGUAAUUAUUUUCGUUGGAUUGAUCCACCACUUGAAGAUAUUAUUAAGCGCCUUGUUCUUACCUUGCACAAGAGAAUCCGAGAGGUGGAGAGGAGGAACGAUCGCAGCUCAUUUGUCUGAGAAAUCAGCAAAGGUUUUUUUUUUAUUGUGGUUGGAGCUCUUUUGGCAAAGAGUGGGAUGGAUUCCCUGUUUGGAAACAAGUAAUUAAGUGGAACCUGUUGUGGAUUAUGUAAUGAGUUAGGAAACCUGUUAUGGAUGAUAAUAAUGUGUUAGGG
Linum tenue is the source of this 448-nucleotide messenger RNA. Lineage: Eukaryota; Viridiplantae; Streptophyta; Magnoliopsida; Malpighiales; Linaceae. The record is from the annotation of a GenBank genome assembly.